ACAGUUAACCGUUCCCCUCUUCGAAUUGCUCUUGAACUUAUGCGGUGAUGCCGCUAGAAAGCAGUAGUCACGUGUAUUUCCUCGAGUCUGAUCGAGAAAGGCAGAAUGAAGCUCUUCUUCAAGCUGGUGCUCGCAGGGGUCUCCUCGAUCUUUGCUGCCCAGUGCCUCGCUGGUGCGGUCGCCGCACGUGCGGGAAUGCCGGAGAUCACUAUUCGUGAAGAAGAGGAGGAGCUUUUUCCGUCGCUAGAUGAUGUCCUUGACACUUCCCCAUUCCCAGCCAGACUUUGGAUGGGCCCCGGUGAGAAGCAAGCCACAGAGAGCCACACUCCGGCGACAAUUCCAACGGCGUACAAGUCUACACCGGGACUUUCUGCGACAGUCACGGGAGGCGAGGACGGGUCCGCGAAAAUGGUCGGGAUGGACGUUGCGAAGAAGCCGGUGAAAGUGUCAGUGAAGAAGGAAGAGGAGAAUAAAGAUGUAGAAGCGAAUGAGGAUGGGUGGGAUUAUAUUGUCAGCAAGGGCGUACCGGGGAAGAUACCUGCCACGGUCAUGGACGAGGCAAGAAAGGCCGAUGUUGUGGCCGAUGGGGAGGCGAAACCUGCUAUGAGAGAGGCACAAGAGAGGAGGAAACCCUGGGAGACACAAGAGGAAAAGAUACUUGUUUUGCCAAAGGUGCAGAGGAUACUUGCUUUGCCAAAGGAAGAGAAGAAACACGUUUCGACAGCAAAAGGGGAGGAACCAUUUUCCUCAAAGGAAGAGGAAAGACAUGUAUUGCUAAACGGCGAGGAGAGGAAACCUGUUGUACCAAGAGCAGGGAGGGAGCAGCCUGCUGUUCCGCGGCAGGAAGAACAGAAACUUGUUUUGCAAAAGACAGAGAGGAAACCAGUUUUGCCAGAGGAAGACCAGAAACCGGUUUUACCAGAAACAGGGGCGAAACAUGUUUUACCGGAAAUAGCGACCAAAUCCACUUUGACGCAGAAAGAGGUGACAAAACCCGUUGAAACAAGACAGGACAUGAGGGGGACCGCUGGUUCUAUGGAAGAGAAGAAGCCUGUUUUGCCCGGAGAAGGGAAGAGACAUGUCUUGCCAAAAGACGAGACGAAACCUGCAUUGACGGAGGAAAAGAGAACGAAACCCGUUGAACCAAGAAAGGAGAUGGAGAGCCCCGCUCGCCCCAUGGAAGAGGAGAAGCCUGUUUUACCCGGAGAAGGGGAGAGACAUGUUUUGCCAAAGGACGAGAGGAAACCUGCAUUGACGGAUGAAAAGAGAACGAAACCCGGUGGACCACGAACGGAGAUGGAGAGGCCCGCUGCUGGUUCUAUGGAGAAGGACAAGCUUGUUUUGCCCGGAGAAGGGGAGGGACAUGUUUUGCCAAAGCACGAGACGAAACCUGCAUUGACGGAUGAAAAGAGAACGAAACCCGGUGGACCACGAACGGAGAUGGAGAGGCCCGCUGCUGGUUCUAUGGAGAAGGAGAAGCCUGUUUUGCCCGGAGAAGGGGAGGGACAUGUUUUGCCAAAGCACGAGACGAAACCUGCAUUGACGGAUGAAAAGAGAACGAAACCCGGUGGACCACGAACGGAGAUGGAGAGGCCCGCUGCUGGUUCUAUGGAGAAGGACAAGCUUGUUUUGCCCGGAGAAGGGGAGGGACAUGUUUUGCCAAAGCACGAGACGAAACCUGCAUUGACGGAUGAAAAGAGAACGAAACCCGGUGGACCACGAACGGAGAUGGAGAGGCCCGCUGCUGGUUCUAUGGAGAAGGACAAGCUUGUUUUGCCCGGAGAAGGGGAGGGACAUGUUUUGCCAAAGCACGAGACGAAACCUGCAUUGACGGAUGAAAAGAGAACGAAACCCGGUGGACCACGAACGGAGAUGGAGAGGCCCGCUGCUGGUUCUAUGGAGAAGGACAAGCUUGUUUUGCCCGGAGAAGGGGAGGGACAUGUUUUGCCAAAGCACGAGACGAAACCUGCAUUGACGGAGGAAGGGAGGACGGAACCCAUUGAACCACGAAAGGCGAUGGAGAGGCCCGCUGGUGCGAUGGAAAAGACGAAGCCUGUUUUGCCCGGAGAAGGGGAGAGACAUGUAUUGCCAAAGGCCGAGACGAAAACUGCAUUGACGGAGGAAGAGAGGACGGAACCCGGUGGACCAAGAAUGGCGAUGGAGAGGCCCGCUGCUGGUUCUAUGGAAAAGAAGAAGCCUGUUUCACCCGGAGAAGGGGAGGGACAUGUUUUGCCAAAGCACGAGACGAAACCUGCAUUGACGGAUGAAAAGAGAACGAAACCCGGUGGACCACGAACGGAGAUGGAGAGGCCCGCUGCUGGUUCUAUGGAGAAGGACAAGCUUGUUUUGCCCGGAGAAGGGGAGAGACAUGUUUUGCCAAAGCACGAGAGGAAACCUGCAUUGACGGAUGAAAAGAGAACGAAACCCGGUGGACCACCAACGGAGAUGGAGAGGCCCGCUGCUGGUUCUAUGGAAAAGGACAAGCUUGUUUUGCCCGGAGAAGGGGAGAGACAUGUUUUGCCAAAGGACGAGACGAAACCUGCAUUGACUGAGGAAAAGAGAACGAAACCCGGUGGACCACGAACGGAGAUGGAGAGGCCCGCUGCUGGUUCUAUGGAAAAGGAGAAGCCUGUUUUGCCCGGAGAAGGGGAGAGACACGCUUCGCCAAAGGACGAGAUGAAACCUGCAUUGACGGAUGAAAAGAGAACGAAACCCGGUGGACCAAGAAAGGAGAUGGAGAGGCCCGCUGCUGGUUCUAUGGAGAAGGAGAAGCCUGUUUUGCCCGGAGAAGGGGAGAGACAUGUUUUGCCAAAGGACGAGCAGAAAGCCGCAUUGACGCAGAAGGAGGUGACGAAUCCCGUUGAACCAAGAAAGGAGAUGGAGAGGCCCGCUGCGCCCAUAGAAGGGGAGAAGGGUGUUGUGUCAAGUGAAGAGGAGAAGCCUGUUUCGCCAAAGGAAGCGACGAGACGGAUUCUGCCAAAGGAAGGGAAAGAGAGUCUUGGUACUCGGAAGGAGGAGGUGAAGCCGAUUGUGCGAAGGGCAAAGAGGGGGAGACGGAUUGCACAAAAGGGGAAGGAGAAACAAAUUGCACCGAAGGAGGGGAAGAAACCCGCUGUACCAAAGGAGGGUGAGGAAAGACCCGCUGAACCAACGGAAGGCGAGGAAAGGCCCGUUGGGCCAAAGGAAGGCGAGGAAAGGCCCGUUGGGCCAAAGGAAGGCGAGGAAAGACCCGUUGUGCCGGACGUAGACAAGGAGAAACCUGUUGUGCCUGAAGGAGACAAGGAGAAACCUGUUGUGCCGGAAGGAGACAAGGAUCACCCUGCUCUGCCAGAGCAGGAUGAGGAGAAACACGCUACAUGGGAGAAAGAAAUGAUCCCUGGUGUGGGAGACAAGACGGAAGCGUCAGUCCUUGAUAGUAUAGAAAAUGCUGUGCAGAAGGUGUUGGAGAAUCUUUUGAAGGCUGCCGCUGGCGAGCUUCAGCCUGCAGAGGCCGAAGAGGCAAGACUUCUCGUCGCAGACUUGAAAGCCGUUGUUGACACCGCCGAGCAGGUGCGUGUUGAAGGCGAAGCAUUUUUUCGCGCAUCUGUUGAUUUGUAUGAAGCCGUGAAGAAUCUGAGAGACUCUGAAGAGAAACUGCGGCCCCUCACGAAGGGAGAACUGGUCGAUGUGGUUCGCCAGUUCCUGGCAACACAGAUUUUUGUGCAAGAUCGAGCCAGUGCGUUUCUACGGGUUUUCGAACGUCUUGCAGAAUUGCUUGCUGCAGAGCAGAUGAAGGCGGUGUUUGCAAUGGUGGAGGAAGGCGUUUCGUCAAGUGAACGGGUAGCCAGAGUCGCGGGAGAACUCGUGCCGAUGAUGAAGAAAGACAGGGAACGGCGGUACGGCGACCUGGUGGCUGUCACUUCGUGGUUUAUGCGCCGUAUGGAACACAUAUAAGGCAUUAGAAAACAGCAUUUUGUUCUGGAGAAGGCUCACACACCCUGUAAAUGGACGAAACGGUUUCUCGGCAUGAGACGCCGUUCGCGGGUAGGUUAAAGGAAGGAAGGUGUGAAUGUGUCCAUCCGGCGCCUAGUCUGUGUGCGUUCUGCUGACUUUAGUGAUGUGAAGGCGAUGUGCGAAGUUCCACGCAUGUGUCGCGUAAGGGCAUUCGAAGAGUGUGACAGUGAGCGGAAGACAAAAUUCGCAGAGUAUGGCCAUGUGCGCCUACGAGGAAACUAGUAGAGUAGGGCCGUGUGGCCGGUGCACCAGAAGGUGAACGCCGAAGCUGGGCAAGCUGCCCGGAUAGGAAUAAUUGUUUUGUCAGUAGAUGCCGCCGUUUCCUGUCAAGGUCCGAAGCACAAGAAGUGAUGAUCACGUUGGAUGUGGACAAGCACAUAAACAACAGCAAAGGGUGCUUGAGAGCAUCUGCCGUGGCAAGUAGUGAUUGCGUUGUAAAUGUGCAAUGGACAGCAGACUUGACGGCUUCACAUCCGCGAUUUUGGAGACCGCUGUGUCGGUGGCUCUUUCUAAAAAGAAAGUCGCAAAAGCGUAGGCUAUAACCUUAGCCACGGCAAGAGGCGAGGGACAGAGCAUCCAGUAGAAAAACUGGAGCGAGCGCAUAUGAGGAAUGCGAGAGAGAGAACAGUAGGUUUCGGAAUCGGCAACGGCUUUGGCAGCGGCGAAAGCCAGAAACAAUUGAAAUUCGAUUAUUUUCCCAGGGAAACAUGGAGAGGUGCAGGUAAAUACUCGCGUGAAUGGUACGUGAGCAAGCGGGAGCUCCUUGUGGAGCAGACGAGGCCUUGAACGGAUAUAGGUGUGCUCGAAGGGGAGGAGGGUCUUCCGUGUGGACAUUAUGUCUUUUCAGUGUUUUUUGAAGAAGGAAACCCAGCGCAGUGAGUGGACGAUUGACCUAUCCGUGGUAGGGUGGAGAUGCAUCUGUCGACUUCAGUCAUGCUCGCUGGUAGUCGUUGUGGAGGAAAGUGAAUCGUUCUCGUGCGAAUGGUGGUCGCUGUUCCCGAGACACAAAGUUGUCUCGGCUUGCCUUCUUGUGUGCGAACUGUUUAGAUAAAAACAGUUAGAAUUGAAACGCUUUCAUUG
Toxoplasma gondii ME49 is the source of this 5073-nucleotide messenger RNA. RefSeq lists its product as hypothetical. The transcript has a single exon. NCBI's taxonomy places the organism in Eukaryota, Apicomplexa, Conoidasida, Eucoccidiorida, Sarcocystidae. The coding region runs from base 106 to 3933 and encodes 1275 amino acids. The record is from RefSeq and is a predicted model, not a curated record.